GGGGGCGGAGGCUGGGCCGGCGGCGAGCGGGCGGCGCGCCUGUCCGGAGCGCGGCGGCGGCGGCGCCCGAGGAGGCCGAGCGGCGGCGGGCCGGACGAGCGCGGCGGUGGCGGACGAGGCCGGGGGCCCCAUGGGCGGGUGCGUGGGCGCCCAGCACGACUCCUCGGGCAGCCUCAACGAGAACUCGGAGGGCACCGGAGUUGCUCUUGGUCGUAACCAGCCUUUGAAAAAGGAGAAACCAAAAUGGAAAAGCGAUUAUCCUAUGACAGAUGGACAACUGCGCAGCAAGAGGGAUGAAUUUUGGGACACUGCACCAGCUUUUGAAGGCCGGAAAGAGAUUUGGGAUGCCUUGAAGGCUGCUGCACACGCUUUUGAGAGCAACGAUCAUGAACUGGCACAAGCAAUCAUUGAUGGUGCAAACAUUACCUUACCACACGGUGCGCUUACCGAGUGCUACGAUGAACUGGGGAACAGGUACCAGCUUCCGGUGUAUUGCUUGGCACCACCCAUCAACAUGAUAGAGGAGAAGAGCGACAUAGAGACUCUGGAUAUUCCCGAGCCACCACCCAAUUCUGGAUACGAGGCUCAGCUCCGACUGCGCCUCUCCACAGGCAAAGACCUCAAGCUCGUGGUGCGCAGCACAGACACCGUGUUCCACAUGAAGAGACGCUUGCACGCAGCGGAGGGGGUGGAGCCCGGAAGUCAGCGGUGGUUCUUCUCAGGCAGACCUCUCACUGACAAGAUGAAGUUGGAGGAGCUGAAGAUCCCCAAGGACUACGUCGUGCAGGUGAUCGUGAGCCAGCCUGUGCACAACCCGACGCCGGUGGAGAACUGAGUGAGCCCGGCGCCCUCCUCCCCUUUUUAUUGUCAUUGUCAUUUUCGACUCUGUGGCGUGAAAUUUACUUUCACUGCUCUGAAUUCCCUAUGAAUGAAUUUAGUUCUGAGGAAUUACCAGUGAAAAAUUCCAUCUGUGAUGGAGACCAACAAAAAUAAUAAAACACAAAGAGCCAGCCUUUGAGACUCAUGUAAUUACAAUUUCUAAUUUGAGAGGCAGUUAAGAAAUAGAUAACCAUUUAUUUUAAAACACUCAACAACUACUUAAUGGCUGAGUUUAAAUGAGUUGGACUGUAAGUGGAACAUUGUAAUCUCGAAGAACAGCACCAAGCACCUUUGAACACAGAAUUUUUAACAUCUGUCAGAUGAUAUAAUUUCCAGAUGCCACCAAUAAGUUAUGGGUUUUUUACUAGAAUCUGAAAGGAGCAGUCUUGGAGAUUCCCUUCUGUUCUGGCUUUUGCCAGCUCAUUUCAUCUGUAGCCACACAGGAGUAAGACUGGCCAGGUGUGCCACCGUGUCGCUGUCCCCACCCACACGCUGAGCUCCUCAUUGACACACUACGUUCCGGUGCCUUCAGCACGUUCAGUGGCUGGCGCCCUUCUGAACACUAGGCAGUAGUGAGUCCUGCAGUCCUACUCUGAUGUCCACCUGAUCCUCGGUUGCUGCGCAGGUGUUGAAACACCUCUGCAGACAGCUGUUUCCGUGUGGGGCCGGAAGGUCACUGCCGUACGUACCUCCCUUCCUCCUGCUCUGUCUGCACCUUUGCAUAGCCUACCCUGCCCCAGGCACACGGUCCCGGGGGAGCAGGCGUCCUUGGCUGUUCCCACCCGAGGUACUGCAGUGCGCGCUCUUCUUCCGGCGUGGCGGGGUGUGAGGAAGCCGCCUCUGCUGUGCUGGGAGAACUGCGCCUGUUUUCAGUCUUGCAGAGAAACUUUCACUGAGAGUCUGCAAGUAUGAAAGGUUUGCUGGUGUCACUUUCACAUCAGCAGUGACGCAGCUGCACUCCCUGGGUCACUCUUACACUCAGCCACAGUGGAUGACGGUUCUCUCAUCCUUCUUCACAAAGAGGCAAGUUAAGAAACAUCCGCAGAGCCAGUUGGGGACUGGGACAUGUGCGGCGAAGGCCUGCGUCUUCUGUGCUGUGGCUGAGUGAAGCCGCCCCUGGAAAGCUGGCUCCGAGAGAGCAGGCCGUGACCUCGGGCAGCUGAGUGGAGGAAGGGAGUGCGGCUGCGGGGCUGUUCCGGUGAGUGGCGCAGGCACCUCCACAGCCACGGGGGCGUGAGCACCUUGCCAGUCACAAUGACAGUGACACUGCAGAUGAGUCUGGGUGCAUUGUUGAAAAUGGUAUUAAAUCUCCUCUGCCUGACGAAGUCCGUCCAUUCCUGUACCUUGUCCUGUUUCUGAGCGCUUCAGCUGCUUCCCUAGCGUUCUUCAUCAUCUUAAAGAUCGUGGCUGCGUCUGAUUUGCUUGCUGAUGACUGCCUCGACACCCAGAGAAGAGGGUCGCGCUGGUUCCAGAGGAGGAGCCGCACCCCAGCUGGAGGUAGGGGUGUUCAGCGGACCUUUCUGUCAUUGGCAUGCCACACUGAAUACCAGCAGCUCUCAGUGUCUGGACUACUUUUUCUUAAGGAAAUUUGGUGAUGUCAUCAAUAAUCUAUGAUUGGUAAAAGGUCUUGGUUGUUGAAGAUUCUAAGAGUUUAUUUUCUUUUAUUUUAAAGGAACAUAUACUUUGAAUUACAAUUUUCUGGGCAUGUUUAACCUAGGUAAGGAAAACCAUGGUGCUGUUAAAUUGUCAAUAGAUUGAUGUAAGAUUGGACCAAUACUUGAUGUGUAUAAUUUUAGUAUGUAGGGUUUUUGUGCUUUUUUAAAAAAAAAAAAAAGUUAAAUUUU
Sciurus carolinensis (gray squirrel) is the source of this 2723-nucleotide messenger RNA. It is a transcript of the gene Ubtd2, whose product is annotated as ubiquitin domain containing 2. Gene Ontology annotation, molecular function: protein binding. The transcript is spliced from 3 exons. Bases 131 to 835 code for a protein of 234 amino acids. Lineage: Eukaryota; Metazoa; Chordata; Mammalia; Rodentia; Sciuridae. The record is from RefSeq and is a predicted model, not a curated record.